This is a messenger RNA of Acipenser ruthenus (sterlet), 2469 nucleotides long. RefSeq names its product UDP-glucuronic acid decarboxylase 1. Gene Ontology annotation, molecular function: NAD+ binding; UDP-glucuronate decarboxylase activity. Lineage: Eukaryota; Metazoa; Chordata; Actinopteri; Acipenseriformes; Acipenseridae. Gene Ontology annotation, cellular component: cytoplasm. The coding region runs from base 621 to 1883 and encodes 420 amino acids. The transcript is spliced from 15 exons. Gene Ontology annotation, biological process: D-xylose metabolic process. The record is from RefSeq and is a predicted model, not a curated record.
UGCAAACGUGUUAUUGAUUUAAUUAUGUCAUUUUAGUGACACUUGAUAGAAAUAGUGUAAUCGCGGCAGGGUAUGUAGUGGAUUGCAGAAACACUCGCUCUGGGGAUGUGUGGGCCUGAUGGGGAGAAGUGGAAUGACAUAGUUGGUGUAGGAAGAAGCUAUUUGUCAAAAUAUAUUUAUGUAUAUAUAACUUGUUUAAAGAUAAUGCAAUACCAUUUUUGAACUCGUUAAAUGAUAUAAUCAGGUGGGUUUUGACAAUACUAUCCACCGCUGAUGGACUACUUGUGGCUUAGUUACUAAUAUUAUUAAUUUCCUGAUACUGGAUUACUUUGGUUAAUGAUUACUGUUGUGUGUCGUUUAGAAAGGUGACCAAAUAAUAAGUAAUUCUGUUUACAAAGGUAUCUGUCUGCAGUCCAUCAUCAGCUGUGUCUGUGCCGCGAACCUAGUGCGUGCACGCAUCGUCAUUUAUUUGGGAAAACAACUAGAUGACGUUCAGUGUGAUGAAAUUCAGGUUCUAUCCCGUUGAUCAAGAAGUUAUGAAGGUUGCAGUUCAGUGAGUAAAGAAAUGCAUUAAAGGAAGCACGCAUGCUUCCGGGUUUCGCUUUCUGGUUUUGUGGAGGAUGAUGAAGAAGCGGGUGAUCUGGCUAAUCAGUGGAAUAAACAGAAGAAUGAUGAAGCUCCUGAUUGCCCUCGCUUUGAUCGCCUAUAUCGCCUCUGUGUGGGGAACCUAUACAAGUAUGAGGACCAUACAAGAAAACGGGGAACUGCAAAUUGAGAGGAAGAUUGAAGAGGUAAUUGCACCCCUGCGGGAGAAAAUCCGAGAUUUGGAAGUCAGUUUCACUCAGAAAUACCCUCCGGUAAAGUUCUUGUCUGAAAAGGACCGCAAACGGAUUCUACUAACUGGAGGAGCAGGGUUUGUGGGAUCCCACUUGGCUGAUAAACUCAUGAUGGAUGGUCAUGAAGUCACGGUGGUAGACAACUUCUUCACGGGCCGUAAAAGAAAUGUAGAACACUGGAUUGGACAUGAGAACUUCGAACUGAUCAACCAUGAUGUUGUCGAACCACUGUACAUUGAAGUGGAUCAGAUUUAUCACCUGGCCUCUCCUGCAUCUCCGCCAAAUUAUAUGUACAAUCCAAUCAAGACUCUGAAGACCAAUACCAUUGGAACUUUAAACAUGUUGGGUUUAGCGAAACGCGUUGGUGCUCGUCUUCUGUUAGCCUCCACUUCAGAGGUAUAUGGAGACCCAGAGGUGCACCCUCAGAGUGAAGAAUACUGGGGUCAUGUGAAUCCAAUCGGUCCCAGAGCCUGCUAUGAUGAAGGGAAGCGAGUGGCAGAAACCAUGUGUUAUGCCUACAUGAAGCAGGAAGGAGUGGAGGUGCGGGUCGCACGAAUAUUUAAUACUUUUGGGUCUCGCAUGCACAUGAAUGACGGCAGAGUUGUCAGCAAUUUCAUUCUACAGGCACUCCAGGGAGAACCUCUCACAGUUUACGGAUCAGGAUCCCAAACAAGAGCAUUCCAGUAUGUGAGUGACCUGGUGAAUGGACUGGUGUCCUUGAUGAACAGCAAUGUUAGCAGCCCUGUGAACUUGGGGAACCCAGAAGAGCAUACAAUAUUAGAAUUUGCCAGAUUAAUCAAGGACCUUGUCGGCAGCAGAAGUCAGAUCCAAUUUCUUCCAGAGGCACAGGACGAUCCACAAAGGAGAAAACCUGACAUCACAAAGGCCAAAAUGAUGUUAGGAUGGGAGCCUGUGGUACCGUUGGAAGAAGGCAUAAAUAAAACUAUUCACUACUUCAGCAAAGAACUGGAAUACCAGGCAAACAACCAAUAUAUCCCCAAACCCAAACAAGCAAGAAUAAAGAAAGGCAGGCCAAGACACAACUAAUGAGCCCUGCUGAUUACAGUUACCAAGGGAUAGUAAAAACGGAUAAACAGAACUUUUAUUUUCUUUUGUGUUUUUUUGGUGAAGAGCAAACUGGAAUUUUUCAAAAUUCCUCAAAUCAAGCUUGCUUUACAAAGAUGGAUGUGCCUAAAAAAAAAAAAAACUUGCAAAUCUUGCCUUGCACUUUUAAAAUUUAAAAUUAGAGUAGAAAAAUUCAAGUUUUAUAUUCUGCAGUUCAUUUGAUGUGAGACUUUGUUUAAAAUAAAUAAAUAAACGUUUCUUAAAUUCCAGGUGAAGUGCAAAAAAAGUAAUUUAUUUCAGAUGUAUACUGUGAAGUAAGUAUGUGACUUCCCUAUGCAUAAAGAGGCUUUAAAUGAACAGUGUUGUCGCGUGUGGUACACUGCUUGCUUAUUGUUUGUAUAUUUACCAUUGGCUCAUCCGUCAUCUUUGAAUAUCUUUUAAAUCACACAUUUUUAUAGAUAAGUUUGAAAUGUAAAAUAUACUGACUGUAACCAUGAAUAGGUAACAUGGUUCUGCAUUCUUAUUGUGUUACACUUUGUGACCUCUGGGUGGGUGUGGGUGGGGGUGG